Leptosia nina is the source of this 1290-nucleotide messenger RNA. NCBI's taxonomy places the organism in Eukaryota, Metazoa, Arthropoda, Insecta, Lepidoptera, Pieridae. The record is from the annotation of a GenBank genome assembly.
AUGGAUCAAAUAUUUUUCAAGGAUUGGACUGUGCCUCACUUGGGUAGAGAAAAAUAUUUCCUAAAUGCAGAGGAUUUGGAAAACUGUGUAACUGAACGAAUCCUCCGUAACACUUUUCAUGAUCCUUUGAUUAGUAGUGAUGACGAAGAACCAGAAGACAUCGACUGGAAUGAAGUGUUUAAAAACAAAAAGAAUAAUGAGAAGAAUCACCGCCUCUUCAUACCCGGCUGCAGAGGUGUACCAAAAUACCCCAAAUUGUCCUCAUUGUCCCCAGUGCAACACACACAACUACUGAAAGUAAUAUGUGCAAAUAAUCCCCAUAUACUACCUCAGAAGAACUUUCCUAGACCGAGUAGGAUUGAUGUAAAAAUGUUUGAGUCUUUAAAAUCUCAAUAUGAAGAAGAAAAAAGAGACUUCAUAGACUGGGCCAAAACAUUAUGGGCAUCUGAACACUGCAUUAGAGCUCUGCGACCAAAACCACCUGUGGAGCUAGCUUACGAAGCACAGUUCAAACUGAGAGCCACUGAGUUGCAGAGCUACCCAAAAACCUUUUCACUCGCUGCCCAAAUACCAUUGCAGGGUAAUGGAGAUUUUGAGAUGACCUUUUGUGAAGAAUUGAUUCGAAUAAAUGAAAAAGAUCUACCGGAAAUCAAGCAAGAGAUGAUAGAAGAAAAACUUAGUAUUAUUAAACCUGGUGCUGUACCCGAGCCGUGCAUCAAGCAUCCAUGCAAAUUUAUAUUGCCAAUGGAAAAGUCAGUCUCAAUUCUUCCACUCACGGAAAUCGAGAGGGAGUUGGCGCAAUACGCUUUGGAACAAGGUGCCCAGUACAUAGCCAGUGAGAGUGCGCUCCAGUGCUUGCUUUCUUUCGGCCGAGCCUGGAAUAUUACUGUUAAUAUCUGUGAAGUGAUCGACUCAAACGGCGACAAGACCAACGUGACAGUGUUGGGCAGCGAAUUCGCCAUUAAAAAGGAAAACGUUCUCCAGAGGACGUAUAAGGCUUUCAAGCAUUUGCUUGAGGAUGCACUAAUUCCUUUAUCAGAAAGAGCAAAUCUGCUUAGUAAACUAGCAAAUCGUGAUGAUGAUGAUGACCUGAACAUUACCAGCAUGGACAUCCCGGAACCAGUUCUGGAACCCUCGAGCGAUGAUGAGGAAACUAAUCUCUGUAUCGAUAUAUGUGAUGAUAUACUAAAAAAUUGCGCAAAGGAAAAUUCUCAAAAGAAGGAAGACGAUGUAACACAAGAAACACCACUCCCAAACAACAAUACAAUGCAUAAAUUUUGGCUUCUAUGA